Messenger RNA from Phymastichus coffea, 3299 nucleotides. Its product is annotated as puromycin-sensitive aminopeptidase-like. The record is from RefSeq and is a predicted model, not a curated record. Lineage: Eukaryota; Metazoa; Arthropoda; Insecta; Hymenoptera; Eulophidae. Gene Ontology annotation, cellular component: cytoplasm. Gene Ontology annotation, molecular function: peptide binding; zinc ion binding; metalloaminopeptidase activity. Gene Ontology annotation, biological process: proteolysis; peptide catabolic process. The transcript is spliced from 6 exons. The coding region runs from base 678 to 3299 and encodes 873 amino acids.
ACAUCCCAUGUGAAAGCGUAUUUAGGUUUCGAAGGACGUAGUUUAGCAACUCCUUUGCAAAAUCUGGAAAUGUGCUCUCGUCUGCUCCAAUCUUGUUGUCCGAAAUCAAGGAAAGUGCCGAUCUAUCUGAAUGGACAGUCCCAUAACUUAUUCCAUCCUUGUAUCUGUCCGUUAAGAAACGUAAAACAGAAUUCUUAUUUGAUUUGUAUGCAUCGAAGUCAUGGCAUUCGUAGAAUUUAAACCAUUUAUUGUAGACCACAUUGUACUGCACUGAUGUUGACUUGGAGACCGAGGCUGCCAUAAUAUCCGCCGCUUCCAGAAAAAUGCCAUUCAUAAUGUAAGCUGUCCUGAUAUUUUUGCGGCUAUCAUAGACAGAGUUGUCGCUCUUGGAUGAGGAAUCGUCCUACAAGGCGACAAUAACAGAUCAGGUCUAGGUUUGAAAACAAUUUUCUCCUCUUCUCAGAAGGGGAACUACAUUGCAAUAUCUUCGUACUAGAUGGAAUGUAAUUGAAGGUUAUGAUACGUUUGUUCCGGGAGUAAGUGUAUUCGUUUGGGUCAUGCGAGGAAUAGUAGUAACUUUCUGUUGUUGGCACUAUCAAAAUUUUUAGCGAUUUGUACGCGUUUGUAUCUCGUACACGCGCGUAUGCGCAUAUGUGGCGAGGGCCUGAACUUGAACUAUGGCUCUGGAUGUGAAGCACUUAAAUUCCGAAAAGAAAUUUAAUCGGCUUCCAGAAGACAUCAGACCUUCACAUUAUGAAAUUUCUAUUUCUCCAGAUUUGAACAGUUUCACAUUCAGUGGUAAACAAGAUGUUUUUGUAAAUGUUGUAAAAUCAACGAAAACAGUGGUUUUAAACUCAGUCGACAUAAAUAUAAAGACUGUAUUUUUUAGUGAUAAUUCUUCACACAUUUUACAGUCUCAGAAUAUAACAUAUGAUGUUUCAGAAGAGAAAGUUAUAAUUACUUUUGACAAUGAAAUUUCAGAAGGUAAACAUGGAUAUUUACAUUUUGAGUUUGAUGGAAUAAUUAAUGAAAAGUUGAAUGGACUUUAUCGCAGUAAAUAUUUAAGUGAUCAAUUUGUUAAAUAUGCAGCAGUUACACAGUUUGCUCCAAUCGAUGCACGGAGGUGUUUUCCUUGUUGGGAUGAGCCAGCAAUUAAAGCAACUUUUAGCAUAUCUUUAACAAUUGCAGAAGGUUAUAAUGCCAUUUCUAAUAUGCCUGUAAAAUCAAUUAGUAAACAUGAAUCUAAUUUAGUAUCAAUAAGUUUUGAAAAAACACCGAUAAUGUCAACUUACUUAGUCGCGUUUAUAGUUUUUGAUUACCAUUUUGUUGAAAAACACAGUAAUAAGACUAUUCGCGUUUACGCUCCUAAAGAUAAAAUAGAACAAUGCAAAUUUAGUCUUGACAUUGCUACCAAGUCAUUAACCUUUUACGAAUCCUAUUUUGGUAUUUCAUAUCCACUUACAAAAUUAGAUUUGGUAACAGUAGCUGACUUUAGUUUUGGAGCAAUGGAGAAUUGGGGACUGAUUACAUAUAGAGAAGCUAUACUACUGGUUGAUCCUAAAAAUAGUUCUGCAUUAAAAAAACAACAAGCUGCUUUAACUAUUGCUCAUGAAGUAGCUCAUCAGUGGUUUGGAAAUUUGGUAACUAUGGAAUGGUGGACUCAUUUAUGGCUAAAUGAAGGGUAUGCUUCUUUCAUGGAAUAUUUGUGCAUAGAUAAUCUUUUCCCAGAGUAUGAUAUCUGGAGUGAAUUUUUAAUUGGUACUUAUAUAAAAGCUUUAGAACUUGAUGCCUUAGCAAAUACUCAUCCAAUUGAAGUUCCCAUUGAAAAUCCUUCAGAAAUAAAUGAGAUAUUUGAUACAAUUUCAUACAACAAAGGAGCAAGUGUGAUAAGAAUGAUUUAUAAUUAUAUUGGAGAUAAUGAUUUUCGAAAAGGAAUGCACAUAUAUCUUGAAAAACAUUCGUAUGGAAAUGUAAAAACUGAAGAUUUAUGGUCUGCAUUAGGACAAGCUAGUAAUAAGCCUAUUGAUAAAAUAAUGAUAACUUGGACAAAAACAGCAGGUUUUCCACUUGUUUCUGUGAUUGAAAAAAAGUCAAAUAACUCAGAGAACCGAAUAUUCUCAUUUUCUCAAGAAAGAUUUUCUAGAAAUGGUUCAGUAUGCCAAGAUGAUAGUAAUUGGAAUAUCCCAAUAACAAUAAGUAGUGGAUCAGAUUCAAAAAAAGUUUUGGACUUAGUACUUUUAGAUAAAAAAAAUAAAGAUAUAGAAAUUAAAAAUAUUUCAAAAGAAACAUGGAUUAAAGUUAAUGUAGAAACUGUCGGUUUUUUCAGAGUAUUGUAUCAUGAAAAUUUGUUAAAAAUCUUAAUACCUGCACUACAGAAUCAAAGUCUAUCAGCUUAUGAUCGUUUUGGAUUAUUAGAUGAUCUAUUUGCUACAUCUCAAGCUGGGAAAACAUCAACUGUUGUAUUUUUAAAUCUUUUAAAAGAGUUCAAAAAUGAAAGUAAUUACAUAGUUUGGUACUGCAUUGUUAAUAAUUUACAAAAAGUAGAUAACAUUUUAUCACACCUUGAAAAUAUUAAUGGUAAAUUCAAAGCGUUUGGGAAAAAUAUUUUAUUUAAUAUCUUUUCUAAAGUUGGAUGGCAAGAAGCACAAAAUGAAACUCAUUUAGACUCACUAUUAAGAAUUUUAGUUUUAUCUCAAAUGGCUAGUUUCAAAGAUGAAAGUGUUAUUCUUGAAGCGCAGCGUCGUUUCCAAAUGCAUAUUACGAAACAGGCCAGUAUAUCUCCCGAUUUUCGUAGCUUUAUUUACCAUGCAGUAAUGUCUGCGGGUAAUUUAGAUACAUUUGAGAAAAUGUUAACUCUUUAUAGAGAAACCGAAAUGCACGAGGAGCGAAAUCGUAUUUUAAGUUCUCUUGGUGCUAUAAAAGAUAUAAAUAUUCUUAAAAAAGUACUUGAUUUUUCCACAAGCAACGAAGUUCGACCACAAGAUGUACCUCGAGUUCUUAGGUCUGUGUCAACCAAUCCUUGUGGCAGAAUACUCGCAUGGGAGUAUUUUAAAAAUAAUUGGAAAACAUUCGUGGCACGAUAUCAAAGUGGAAUUUUACUCAUAACUAUAGUGAAAGAAGUAACACAGAAUAUAAUGACAAAAGAAACGAUAAAAGAUAUAACAGAGUUUUUCGAAAAUAAUCCGAUAGUUGGAAUUGAAAGAACAGUUCAGCAAAGUAUUGAAACUAUUAAAUUAAAUAUUGCUUGGUUAAAUAGGGAUAAAGAUUUGAUAGAUAAUUUUUUAAAUGAAAAUGAUUAA